Molecule: messenger RNA, 1548 nt
Organism: Symbiodinium necroappetens
Lineage: Eukaryota; Dinophyceae; Suessiales; Symbiodiniaceae
Source: the annotation of a GenBank genome assembly
AUGUCCUUGGACAAAUCCUGUUUCAAGGUACUCUUCCGGGAGCCGGCUCUGGAGACUGCGCCGGCCACGAAGGAGGAGCCGACUCGGCCAGAAGGGACCGAGCUCGCCGAGCUCUUGGCGCCUGCCUUCGCGAAGUUUCCCUGUGUUGUACCGCCCCCAAGGAAGGGCGAGGGGUCCUCUCCGGAGAGAUCGCCGCCCGUUGGCCAAGAGCCAGCCAGCGAAGUUUGGUACAAGGCGCCGCCUCCCAAGAAGACUUUGAGCUCCAUGCUGAGCAGCUACGAGGAGGAGGAGCCCUUGGAACCGGAAGCUGAGCUCGGAGUGAGGCCCCUGGGGAAGAGGCUGACUUCUGAUGCGGCUCGAGAGCGUGCUGCGCAACGCCGCGGCCGGGCGGAGGUGCGACCUGUCUUGGAGGAGGCGCCGAGCAUCGAGGAUCCUGCUGCUGGUGCAGCUGCCAGCGAAACAGGUGGCCUGCUGCCGGGCAGUGUGUGGGACCCUGCCACCGGCCAGUUUGUGUCCGAACCGAUUCCCGACGAUAUCCUGCAGAGCUUCAAGAAGGAGAAGGAUCUCAAGCUGGAGGACUACCAGGAGAGGGUGCUCAUGGCCCAGCUUGCCGAGAAGAAGCGGCGCUUAGAGUAUCAAAAGGAGGAGGCAGAGAGGAGGGUGCGGAUGAAGAAGAUCGAGGAGGAGCGGGCGAAGCAGCAAGAGCUCUUGCGCCAACAGCAGCCACCACAGCCCCAGUCACAUCGGCCGCCACAUGACAGCGUCCUCGGUGCUUUGCUGGCCUACGAAACCGCUGAGGCGCUGGGAGCAGCGGCGCAGAAGACCGAGGAGGAGCAAACGCCCGAGCUCUCGCCACCGGCCAAUCCAGAGUCUCCACCUCCAGGGCCAGAUCAGCCGGAGAUGCAGGCUGCCUCGGUGCCUGUGGAUGUGCAGAUGGUGCCAGGCACUUCGACGCAGCUGCCUGAGGCAGACCAGGCAAGCCAGUCAGGCCCACAGGUCCAGGCUGGGCUUGAAAGCCAGGCGCAGCUCCUGAACGUGCAGCUCCAAGCGCAGCCUCCCGACAGCACAUUCAAACAAGACAGCGUGGCCACAGUGCAGAGUUUUUGCUUUGCACAUCGCAUCGGAGUCCAGCUGUCGAAAGCGGGUGCCCCCAAGGACAAAGGCAAGCGUCACAAGGAUAUCGCGCAGCAGCUUGCCACGCUCCAGUCGUUGCUGAAUCUGUACAGCCGUAUGCCGGGGCCCCGGGGCGGUACCGAGACAGAGCAUAGGUCUUCUCCGCUCACCGCGGGGCCAGCGAUUCCUUUGGAGCAGCCCGGCAUGCAGAAAGGUACAGGCAGCGUCAGAGAGUCUCUCCAGAUGGUUGGAUGUGGCACUGCAGCCGCAGAGUCAGCCGAAGCUUUGAUUUCCAGCCCGAACGUGUUGGAGGUCCCAGCCUCAGAGCAUCUGAAGGAUGAAGUGGGUGGCUGUGUUGUAGGAGAGCGAACGUCGAAGAUCCCCUCCUGGAGAUUGCACCACUUUACUUCACUUGACCUCUGCUUUGUCAUGUGA